This is a messenger RNA of Cadophora gregata, 1515 nucleotides long. RefSeq names its product peptidylprolyl isomerase fpr4 (gene FPR4). Gene Ontology annotation, molecular function: macrolide binding; peptidyl-prolyl cis-trans isomerase activity. Lineage: Eukaryota; Fungi; Ascomycota; Leotiomycetes; Helotiales; Ploettnerulaceae. Gene Ontology annotation, cellular component: nucleolus; chromatin. The record is from RefSeq and is a predicted model, not a curated record. The transcript is spliced from 5 exons. Bases 1 to 1515 code for a protein of 504 amino acids.
AUGUCUCUUCUACCAGUUGCCACCUAUGGCCUUCAGGUCCCACCUGGAGAUAAUAUUAUACCGGCAAUUGCUGACUUCCCUGCUACCUUCCGCAUCACAAUGGCUGCCAUUGAUCCCAGCGCACCCGCAGAUGCUGAUGCAAGUGUCGAAGGCGUUGCUCCCCGUGCCACCCUGAAGCUCAUCCGCCAACCUGAUGGAUCCGAGGACGAUGAGGACUCUGAGGAGUAUAUGCGUGCUCUGCUUGCUGAGAGUGAUUCCGAAGAGAGCGAGUCUGAGGAAGAGGAAGAGAAUGGAGGCCCAAGCGAUCCAGCAAAGUCAAAGAAGGCUAGAAAGGCUGCCGCACUUCAACAACUCAUGGACUCCCUCGGCGGUGCUUCUGAUGAGGAAAUGGAGGAUGCCCCCAAUGGUGCGGACGGAAAAGUCAGCAAGAAGGGAAAGAACAAGGCCACCAGCGACGAUGAGGAGGAAAGCGACGAUGACAGUGACGAUGAUUCUGAGGAUAUCGAGGUUGAGGAGUUUGUUCUCUGCACGCUUGACACAACCAAGAACUUCCAACAACCUCUCGACAUCACCAUUGGUGAGCAUGAGCGGGUCUUCUUCAAAGUUUCUGGCACCCACACCGUCUACCUCACGGGAAACUAUGUUAUUCCCCAAGAAGAUGGGCACAACCACCACCACGAAGUCUACGAUUCUGAUGAGGAGGAGGAUGAUGAGGACUAUGACUUGUCCCCUGAUGAAGAUGAGCUUGAUCUUGAGAUGGAUGAUGACGAGAGCGAUGAUCUUGAUACCCUUGAGAACCCCCGAGUCACUGAGGUCAAUUCUGACGAUGAGGAGGCUCCCAAGCUUGUCAGUGCUGAGAAGAAGGGCAAGAAUAAGCGCUCCGCUGAUGCGAUCGAGGAGGGUGCUUCGCUCGACGAUAUCAUGGCCAAGAGCCUGAAACCUGAUUCUGCUGAUGAGCAGAAGUUGAGCAAGAAGCAGCUUAAGAAGCUGAAGAAGAACAAUGGCGAGCCUGCUGCCGUCAAGGCUGACGAGUCAAAGAAGGUCGAUAUCAAGGAAAGUCCUGCUGCUAAAUCCGACAAGUCUGACAAGAAGGUUCAAUUCGCAAAGAACCUUGAGCAGGGCCCAACUGGGUCUGCUGAGAAGGCAAAGGCUGCGCCGGAUGCCAAGGGCAAGGCUACCUUGGGCGUCAAGAUGGUGCAAGGUGUUAAGUGUGAUGACAAGAAGCUCGGUACUGGCCCAGCAGCCAAGAAGGGAAAUAAGGUCGGCAUGCGUUACAUCGGCAAGUUCGAGGAUGGAAAGGUCUUUGACUCGAACAAGAAGGGCAAGCCUUUCUCCUUUAAGCUCGGAUCUGGCGAGGUGAUCAAGGGAUGGGACAUUGGUGUUGCUGGUAUGUCAGUGGGUGGCGAGCGUAGACUCACCAUUCCCGCAAGCCUCGCCUAUGGCAGCAAAGGCGUCCCUGGUAUCCCUGGAAACAGCACCCUCGUCUUCGACGUCAAGUUGUUGGAGAUCAAGUAA